AUGAGAAUGCAAAAUAGAAAAAUUAUUCUUUUAAUUGACAAUGCACCUACACAUAUUCUUUAUAAAACUACACAUGUUACAAAUAUUACUAUUGAACUUUUACCUCCAAAUACCACUGCACAUUUACAACCUUCACAAUACCAAAAAUUAUUUUUAAAUAGUUGCGUUAGGGCUCUUGAUAAAUAUAAUGAAUAUGAUAUUGAACCUGUUGAAAUUAAUAUUAAAAAAUAUGAAAUGGAUACAGAUGAGAUUACAGUAUAUAAUACAAAUGAAUUGAAUGAGUUUCAAGUAUUAAUUGAUAAAUUAAAUCUUGAAGAUCCUUUUAGUGCUAAUGAAUUUAUUCAUUAUGAUGAUACAGAAGUUAUUAUGGAAAUAAGAACUAAUGAAGAAAUUCUAGCAGCAGUUUUUCUGAAUAAAAGAGAUAAAAUAAAAGAAAUAGAAAAAAAUUCAGAUCCUUUGCAAAUUAUUAAUCACAAUGAAGCUGUUGAAUUAUAUAACAACAGGACUACAAGACAACACUUUUUUUCAAUGACACAAAGUAAUCUUGAUAGUUUUAUUGAAGAUACUUAUUAG
Messenger RNA from Diversispora eburnea, 573 nucleotides. NCBI's taxonomy places the organism in Eukaryota, Fungi, Glomeromycota, Glomeromycetes, Diversisporales, Diversisporaceae. The record is from the annotation of a GenBank genome assembly.